This is a messenger RNA of Carica papaya (papaya), 1091 nucleotides long. It is a transcript of the gene RABA3, whose product is annotated as RAB GTPase homolog A3. NCBI's taxonomy places the organism in Eukaryota, Viridiplantae, Streptophyta, Magnoliopsida, Brassicales, Caricaceae. Gene Ontology annotation, molecular function: GTPase activity; GTP binding. The record is from RefSeq and is a predicted model, not a curated record.
CAUUUAAAGAGGCGACAAGUACAUGACCGUAUUCUCUAACUCCAUUCAUCCUGUUCGUUCUUUUUCUCAUUUUCUUUUUACUCCCUCCAACUUACCACAACACUAAAAGCCAAGAAUACCCACAACCCAGAUUCAUUAUAUAAUGAUAUAUCAGUUCUAGUUGUAGAACAAACAAGGGUGUCAUUUCUUUUUUUUUUUUUUUUUUUUGUUUUUUUGUUUUUACUGUAUUCGUGUGUGUGGUUGGAGUAACUAAAGAUGAAUCAGGAAAUGAAUGGAUUAGUGGAGAAUCAAGCAGGGAUUAAUGGAAGAAGGGAAAGUUUUCCUGAGAAAAUAGAUUAUGUGUUCAAGAUUGUGGUGAUUGGUGACUCAGCUGUGGGGAAGACUCAGAUACUGUCUAGAUUCACCAGGAAUAACUUCUGCUUUGACUCAAAGUCCACCAUUGGCGUUGAGUUCCAAACCAGGACGGUCACCAUUAAGGGAAAAGUCGUCAAGGCCCAGAUCUGGGAUACUGCAGGCCAAGAAAGGUACCGAGCAGUUACAAGUGCGUAUUACAGAGGAUCAGUGGGGGCAAUGCUGGUGUACGAUAUCACGAGACGGCAGUCGUUCGAUCAUGUGGCGAGGUGGGUUGAUGAACUGAGGGCCCACGCUGAUAACUCCAUCGUGAUUAUGCUGAUCGGGAACAAGGCGGAUCUGGUGGAGUCGAGGGUAGUUCCGACGGAAGACGCGGUUGAAUUUGCAGAGGAUCAAGGGCUCUUCUAUUCUGAAACAUCUGCUUUGAGCGGUGACAAUGUGGAGACUGCGUUUUUCAGGUUGCUGGAGGAGAUAUACGGCGUCGUAGUAUCCAAAAAAGCUUUGGCAUGUGGAGAUGGGAAAGUUAAUGGUGGUGACGGUUCGGUGCUUAAAGGCUCCAAAAUUGAUAUUAUUUCUGGGUAUGAUGUGGAGAUUAGUGAGCUGAAGAAGCUAUCUCCCUGCUCGUGCUGAUACAUUUAUAUAUACAUAUAUACAUAUAUAUAUAUAUAUAUAUUUCAGGCUUUAUCAUAUUUGGGUUUUGUAUCUGUGUCUUGUCUGUAUCUAAUUCAGACACAAAUACA